CCCCUGCGUUUGCUCCUCGCGCGCUGCACCUCGCCGAGAGCGGGGUAGUUUUCGUACGAAGCGCCCUUCCGUCGAGUCGCUGAAAGAGAAAGAGAGAGAGCGAGAGGGAAAGAAAGGGGGAGAGGGAUAGGAAAGAGAAGGAGAUAGGAACGCACACGAAUUGCGGUGCAAUCCGCUGCAACGGUGUGUGACAGACGAGGCUGGAAGUGUAACCGAACGAUGGAAUUAAAGAGGCGUGAUCCGUCGCGAUCGGCCGCCUUGGGAAUUUCUCCUCGCGGAAGCGGUUGAGCGAAGUGCAAACGGUUUCUCGUCCGUUCCGGCUGGUCUCGGAGAAAGAGAAUGAGAUAGAUAGAUAGAGAGAUAGAGAGCGAGAGAAAGAGAUAGCGUCCCGCGAGUGCAACGAGCUAAUCCGCGAUAACGGAGAGCAAUCUCUCCCAAAGGGAUUUUCCCUGACGUCCUUCUUGCGCUAUCAGUGUGGAACGUGAAUUGUGCAGAACGUCACGAUCGCAGCAGGUAACUUCCUAAAGACGGUUCUAUUUUUUCGAGACACACCACUACAUAGACACCGCUUUGUGCAUUAGAAAGUCGAUCGCUCCGGCUCGCGCGCCGAAGGUCCGCUUAAAACACGGCUCCUUUUCGUUUCCCGUGGCCGCCCGAGGCCAGGCGAGGCAGAAUCCGCAUGUAAAUGGAAUCUUCCCCGUUGAGACAACCAUACGGGAGUUCUUCGAUAAAGGGGCCGCGAAAAGCAAGUCGUGAAUAUAAAUGCGCCCUCGCGCUUUGAGAAUCAGAACGUGCCGGAUGCCCCCGUUCCCUGAAACGCAGCCUCGCAUUACAUAGACAGAUGCAGCUGUCCCGCGUUAUCGAGAGGCACGAUUGCAAAAGUGAUAAGCGAGACGGAGACUCUUCCAGCGUAGAAAAUUCAGAAUAACGUCAUGCAUGAUAAUGUUAUCGGGAGCUGGAAUAAAUCUAACACGCCGAUUACCGUGUUAGAGUAAUAACGUAAAUUAUCAAGGCGACAGACAAAAGAACAGAGACAAAGAUAGAGAGAGAGAGUGAUAAUACUGCGAAUGUCGAAGGAAAAGGUGGAUGGAAUCGAGAGACACGUUGUCCAUGCAUUUUCGCGCUGCGUGCCGCCGAUGAUACGAGCGAAUACGCGUCAGCUUACCGGAGCCUCGAUCUGUUCGUCGACGAUGCUGCUUGACAAACAACACCACCUCCUUGCCCAUGAGGAUCGAAUCGGAUCGUCGAGAAAUAAACUCAAGAGACUGAAGAUGACGACGGCUGAACGAAGACCUGUGCACGACCUGUCGCGUUUUUAAACAGCAGAUAAACUAAGAACGCGCUCACCAUCGCGCCGGCAUCAUGGGGAAUGGCAUGAACAAGGUGCUUCCUGGUCUUUAUAUAGGUAAUUAUCAGGACAGCAAGGACGCCGAUCAGCUGGAGCGUUUCGAAAUCACGCAUAUUCUGGCUAUUCACGACACGGCCCGCCGUUUGCAUUCCGACAAGCAUUACCUAUGCAUCUUGGCCGCCGACAGUCCCGAUCAGAACUUAACGCAGUAUUUUUCUCUGUGCAACGACUUCAUUCAUUCCGCCCGUCUUCGCGGUGGAAACGUUCUGAUCCAUUGUCUUGCAGGAAUGUCGAGGAGCGUGACAGUAGCGGUGGCCUACAUCAUGAGCAUUACUAAUCUCUCCUGGAAAGAGGCGCUUAAAGUCGUUAGGGUCGGUCGAUCCAUUGCAAAUCCGAAUGCCGGUUUUCAACAGCAGCUCAAGGACUUCGAAUCUAGCCGCUUACAAGACGAGCGUAAUAGGUUGAAAGAGCGAUUUCCCAGCCUCGCUCUUGCCGAAUCCGACGCCGAGGUCUGCAGCUCUACCCUGAGGAAUUACGAAACGCUGGCCCUAGCGAAAGAGGUGUGCGAGGGUAAGUGCGCCAUGGGACGCACUUGUCCAACCGGGCUUUGCCGUCAGGCAACUUCUAAGAGGACUUUAAGAAGAAAGUCAUCCACCAGCAGUAUCGGAAGCGCGUCAUCCGGCAGGACACCUCCGCAAACACCCCGGAUGCUUCCGUCCGCACCACCCUCGCCGGCUUUGCACAGAUCAUCCAGCAUUGUGUCCACAUCGAGACCACGGAGUGGACCGGCAGGAUUGCAUUCUUACACCGGAGGAUCCGCUCCACCUUCUAGAACUGCGUCGAGGGUGGACCUUUCGGCGGCAGUGGCUUGCAGCAGCAGCAACGCCAGCCUCUCCGCCGUGGGCAGAUCGAGCGCGUUCUCCAGUAGCAACUGGCGAUUGACCGCCGGUUCCGCUCCGAACACGCCGAGACCGACGCCGCCGGUCUCGCCGCAAUGCUGGCCGAGGCGACUCUCGAAUCGGCAGACGCCGCAGUUGCCGGUACCACCGGAUUCACCGGAAUCCCAUCCUUCGACAAUGACGUAGCAGCGGGACUUGCGCGGUUCUCUGUCGAGCCUGAUGGAAUAACGAGCCGAAGGAGAUCGGCGAACCGCUCGAGGAUUUUACCACCAACAUUAUGCGCUCUUCAUCGUCGGCAGAUUAAAUUACGAAUUUGCUAUCAUUUUUUGGACGCGAUUAUUUGGAUGAGUCCUGGGAGGAAAUUUCCGGUAAAAGAGAAAGGAAAGAUUUCGAUGAAGGUAUCUAUGAAUUAUAUAAAGACGUGCCUGCGAAUGUUUUUUACAUGUUUGGGACAUUUGGGAUAUUUAGUGGAACGUAUAAUCCGGCGGAGUUUGAAACACUAUUACGGAUAAAUAAUGAUCUAUGUGAUUUUGCAAGAUGGUAUGUGUCGGCUCGAUUUGAACUCGGGUCGGCGAGGAAAACGACGAUACAUGCGCGUAACGCGUUGUUGGAAAUUGUUGGUGACAUUGACUUAUACAAGUUGUUACAUGUUGUUGCUUAUACUCAGCGAGAAAGUGCUUUUACCGCGAAUGGGAUGGGAAACAACGAGAUUCUCUUCGUACGCAUCGGGAACACUUUGUGUUUUAAAUUUCGCGUCCUACGAUUAUCUUCGUCCUGAUGAUUAGAUUCUCUCAACGGAGAGAUACGAGUAACGACAUCGAUGGAUACUGUGACAAUCUGUUAUUCAAAUAUAUCACGAGGUUGAAUUAGUACGCUCGCGUAACGGAUCGAUGUGUGAGGUGAAGUAGUAAAUUGGAAAGAUUGACACAUUCGGGACAUGGUAUUAAUCCUUUGGGGCUUUAUCGGUUACAACGAUAAUUGCGUGCAAUUAAGUGCGACUGGUUAUUUCGCGCUUUUUACGGCGUCGUUCAAUCGCGCUAAUAAUGCGCUCGUUAACGAUUCCCGCGUGCAAUUUCUCCCUCGGAGAUAAUGCGCGAAUCGUUACCACCUAAUCAUUGGUUGUGAAAAAGAAUAUUGCUCAAAGCGGCAAUUAUGCAAUACAUACAACAACGUUCCCAAAGGAUUAAUUAGAAAAGGAAAAAAUAUAUAUAAUCGAACACAUGAGCGCUCAAAUGUAGCUUGAUAGUUUUGAAAUUGAUCGCGUAGCGUAAAGUGAAGAGCUGUCGAAGAAUAUUUUUCGAUAGAACUUGCGGCGUGUGUGUGUGUGUGUGCGUGUGUGUGUGUGUGUGUGUGUGUGUGUGUGUGUGUGUGUGAGUGAAUGUAGGUGAGUCGUGACGUGUUAAAAGAGAAUGAGAAUAUAAAAAAAAAAGAUUGCUUCCAGAUCCAUACGCGAUUCAAAAAUUUGUCGUACGAAAGACCGAACGGUUUUGCGCGAUUACGUUCGUAGAAAAUGAAGAAUCUUCGUUCCACAAACCUGUUCCAUUAAUUUCGUUCGCAACCGUCCAUAUGAUUGUUGGCUUUCUAGCGAGAUCGCACUGUUUUAUCACAAGUUGUUGAAGAAGCAGGGAUAAUUACAUACAUAUAUAUACUAUACACAUACACACAUGUUGGAAACGUUCACGUACAUUGUUGUGCGAAGGGCUUUCAGAAAAUUUUAUAAGCGCGUUGGUCGUCGGUGAUCGCAAUUAUAUUAUUAUAUACAAGUAAAGUUGUAGUAUAUAGGCAUUAGGCAAAACUGUUGUUGUUGUCUCGUCAGCACGAGCACCAGUCGUUUACGAAUGAGUCGAGAUUUAGGAUAACGUCGCUUCGAUCCCCCUCAGUAUUACUAGUGUGCACGAUAAAGUAACGUAGAUCGUUUUUUAAUCGUUUUCAUGUACGUUUCACGUACACGCGGGCAGCUAUGAGUCGCGACAAAUUAUUCGAUGUGCAAGCAGUCGUUACACCAGCCGAUCUUAUCGAAUGCACAUUUUUUCUGCCAUUAUUCGUGUACAUUUUUUAAAGAAACAUUCAUGUUAUUCACGAACAAAGUUGGAUUCACAAACAUUCUAUAGACACUCCUGCAAGAAAAUAAUAAAUUCUUAAGAUAUUUUUUUAACAAUUAGCACAGGAGUUGUGUUCGACCAAUAAAAGAUAAACAAAUUCAUAAAAAUUAACUUUAUUAUACUAUAUAUUAAAAAGAUAUAUAUUAAAAAGACAGAAUAAUUAGAGAUACAAAUUAUUAUUUAAUUGUAAGAGCAAACUUUUAAGAUUGUUAGAUUACAUCAACUCAAAUUUUAUUGAAUUUGAAUUAGAUGAAGAUGAAGGGUUGUAGUUAUCUACAAAAUAACUGAAGAGAAAGCAAUAUUUUACAAAAAAAUGAUAAUAUAUAUACAUACAUAUAUGUAUAUAGAGUGUUUCAUUAUCACCGUAAAAUGCUUUCAAUCACGUAUAUUCUGGAGAAUAGAAAAUCUUACAAUUAGUAUUAAAAUGUCAAGGUCGCAAUAAUUUCGAGUUAUAAGCCAAGUUGACUAAUGGUACCGUGCAACGUUCGCACGCUUAGGCUGUAUUGAUCUGUCAUCUAUUACUCAUUUUCACGUGAUAUAGAUUUUUGCUGCUCAGCUGAUUCUAUUUUUAGUUUCUCAUAUAUUAUAUAUAUACAUUUUGAAAUGCAAGGGAAAGAAUAUUCGGCAUUUAUUUUAUAAUGCGUUAAAUAUUUCGGAAUGACGAAGGCUAUUUACAUACCGGUUGGUACACAAUAGCGCAUGGCGCUCAUUUUUGCGUGCUGUCGCACUACUUAUAAUUAGGUGACACAAUCUACAUACAAUAAUUAAAUCUAACUAGUCGUAUAUGAAAUCUGUUCUUAAAUAAUUCUUUCUCGAAGAUAACAUCGAGUACUAAAAUUGGGGAUAUAAAAAUUGUACUUGCAUAAAGUUUGUACGUUUGAGAAUUAAUCUCUCUUGUCAUCAUUUUUUCAUUUGUUUUAUACGACAUAUCACAUUUCCAAUAGCUUCCCAGAUAAAAUUUUUACGCUAAUACAAUGUUGAUAUUAAA
This is a messenger RNA of Temnothorax curvispinosus, 5337 nucleotides long. Its product is annotated as dual specificity protein phosphatase 22-B-like. Bases 1363 to 2433 code for a protein of 356 amino acids. NCBI's taxonomy places the organism in Eukaryota, Metazoa, Arthropoda, Insecta, Hymenoptera, Formicidae. The transcript is spliced from 8 exons. The record is from RefSeq and is a predicted model, not a curated record. Gene Ontology annotation, molecular function: protein tyrosine/serine/threonine phosphatase activity. Gene Ontology annotation, cellular component: cytosol. Gene Ontology annotation, biological process: protein dephosphorylation.